AUGGCGAACGAAGAAUAUGAGUAUCGGAGCACAAUAACGCCGCGUGCGUCCUUCAACCGCGCUUCGGGCCAAUUCGGAAGCGACAUCAAUAUCUCGCCCGGUAAGUUAUUGGUUUAUGUACAUAACGUCGUAUCUUUGGUCUAUGACUUUGGUCUUUUCUUGGAUUUGAAUGACGACGUACUAUAUGUAAUUUCGAAUUUGGUAGAGUGCUAGCUGAGUAUUUGUGACCAGUACUAGACAAACAUUUUAGUCAGAACUAGUACUACAGUACUGAAAUUUGUACUACUUUACUUUGAAUUAUUACAUUCUUACUUUUACUUGCUCUUACGGUAUUCAAUUUCACUAUACAGUACCGUACUGUUUUUUCAUUAUUUACUCAAAGCUGCUAAGAUAAAAUUCAUAGUACUAUUUAGUACAGUACUAUUUUAAACAUUCUCUAUGUACUACACUAAGAACUAUUCAUAUUAGUCACCUCCACAGUACUACCACUACUAUUACAUUACUGUUGUAUCAUACUUGAUACUUGAACUGUACCACCUCUUUACCCUACCUACUCUACCCAUGGGAGCCUCAUCCUCAUUCCCCUCUGACCUACCCCCAAAACCUCCUCGCUCAUCUCGAAGUCUGUCUAAAACCCUAUCUAAAGCCUCAAGAACCUCAUCAAUGCCUCCAGAUGUCUACUCUUCUCACGAUGAAUCAUUAUAUGUCAUUCUGCCUAAAUCUCGAGAAAUGUCGGCAUCCAUGUCACUUUUUGUAGUUUCUCCUAUAACCAAGCCUGAGGGUUCACAUAGCACUCAGAUAUCGUAUGUUAAGCCUAAUGAUAUAUCAUAUGUUAAGGCUGAAGGUACAUCGUAUGUUAAGCCUAACAAUGUGAUUAGUCAGGAGAGAUACGGUAGAAAUCCGUAUAUAAGGAGGAGUAGUGACAGGGGUUAUAUGGAGGUGUUUGAUGACUCUGGAGGUGGUUAUGAAAAUUUGUUGUACUAUAGAGAUUCUGAAGUCAUUUCUGAUCAUAGGUCCCAAAAUAAUGUUGUACCAUCAGUACCAUCUUCUGUAUCUACCCCUUCGUCUUCUAUAUCAAUCUCUCCAAGUCAUCCUAAUCUAAAUACUGUACCUCACCGUAAUCUGAAUACGUCACCCAACCCAAACCUAACCCCUCAACCCCACCCUACUCUCAACUCUCCACCCCAUCUAACCCCCAACUCUCAACCCCACCCUAAUCCAAGCAUUGUAGCCUCAGGCAACCGCACCAUUCGCGUCGUGACCGAAACCGUGACCAAGAACAUUGGCAGUGGUGUAUCGUCCCUUGGCUCGGGACCAGCAUCGGCCGUCCGUGAAAACAAGGAACGUGAACGGAAACAACUCAGCGAGCUCAAUGACUUGUUGGCUAGCUACAUUGAGAAGGUCCGAUUCUUGGAGGCCCAAAACCGAAAAUUGGGCAUGGACAUUGAGAAUAUCAAGAAGAUUGCCAACAGAGGGCCUACUACCAUCAAGACCAUGUUUGAGGUGGAGAUUAGAGUAAGCUAAACGUUUUCAAUAAGUAUUAUUCUGUUCAAAAAGUAAUGAGCCACUGAAAAAAGAAAAACUAUUAUACAAAGGAAAUUGCAUGAUUUUUUAAUGUUUCCUGAUUUUUUUUGAAAAGUUGCUAAGAGCUAGCUCAUUACUUUUUGAACAACCUUAUCAUUGAGCCCCUGCAGGUUGCGGAACCAUGUUAUACGCAAAAAAAAACAAUUAAGCGCUGUAUUACCUUCUUUUUAAAAUUUAUAGAAUAAGAAACACAUCUGUCAAUUUUAAAAAGACCUUUUAAACUCUUUAAGUCACAUUUUUCUUUAAUUCGUACAAAAUUCCCGGAAUUUUUGACAUAAAACCGGUUUCGUCCCUCUUCCGCCAAAACUAAUUGGAAAUUAAGCGUUGUAUAGCGUUAAUUAGACCUUUAAUUAGAAUUUUUGUAAAAGACAUUUAUUUGAGAGCUGUAUAAGAUAAAAUACGACAAGCUAAAAAACAAAAAAUAUUUUUUUAAAUUUCUUAAAUUUCAAAAAAAAAUUCAAAUUUCAAAAAAUUAAUAAAAUCCAAAAAAUAUGAUCACAAAGCCUAUAAAACCACGUUUAGUCAGCCCAAAAAAUGAUUGACGACACGGACAACGAGAAGCGUCACACCGAAGAAGACCUUCGACGUCUUCAAGAUCAGGUCAAUGAACUUCGUCGCAAGUUCGAGCAAGCCUCACGCGAUCGUGCCGCCGACCGGCAGAAAAUCGACGAUCUUCUGGUCGAGCUCUCCAACCUCGAAGCUGAAAUUAACCUCCUGAAGCGUCGUAUCGCUUUGUUGGAGGAUGAAGUUAAACGCCUUCGUGCUGAAAACCAAAGACUUCAGAACGAAAUUCGUCGUGUCCAAACAUUGAUCGACCAAGCACGUUUGACAAAAUUGGAUAACCAAAACAAGGUCAAGACAUUGUUGGAGGAGAUUGAGUACCUACGUCGUGCUAACGAACAAGAAAUCAAGGACUUGCAAGACCAAAUUGGUCGUGACACUACAAACGAAAAUCGCGCUUACUUUGGCAACGAAUUGGCCAAUGCUAUCCGUGAUAUUCGUAGACAAAUUGAAGACGAUGACAAUGCUUUCAAGAACGACAUGGACUCGUGGUACCGUAAGACCGUCCAAGAAAUCGAAACUCAAGGUGCUCGCAACGAUAUGGAGCAGGGUCAUCUGAAGGACGAGUUGAAACGUCUGAAGCAACAACUCGCCGACCUGCGCAACAAGAUUGCAGAUGCUGAAGGCCGCAACGCCUUCUUACAAAAGCAACUUGAAGACCUGAACAACCAAAUCGAAGAUGAUCAACGUGGCUACGAAGAUGCCUUGAAUGCCAAGGACAAUGAGCUACGCAAGCUUCGUGAAGAGUGCCAAGCCUUGAUGGUGGAGCUUCAGAUGUUGCUUGACGCUAAACAAACCUUAGAUGCUGAGAUCGCAAUCUACCGCAAAAUGUUGGAAGGAGAAGGUGAUGGUCCUGGCCUUCGCCAACUUGUCGAACAAGUUGUUCGUACUACCGGAAUCAACGAAGUCGCUGAUACUGAAACCAUGCGUGUGGUCAAGGGUGAAACCAGUAGCCAUCAAUCCUACUCUCGUUCAGCCAAGGGCAAUGUUUCUAUUCAAGAAACUUCUCCUGAUGGUAAAUUCGUGACCCUGGAGAACACUCACCGUUCCAAGGAAGAAGCCAUUGGAGAAUGGAAAUUGAAGCGCAAGAUUGACGGUAAACGAGAGAUUGUCUACACUUUCCCCAAGGACUACGUGUUGUUGCCUGGCAGAACUGUCAAGAUUUGGGCCCGCAACCAAGGCGGCAUUCAUAACCCUCCAGCUCAAUUGAUCUUCGAUGGGGAAGAGACUUUCGGUGUUGGUGCCAACAUUCAAACUAUCUUGUACAACACUCAAGGAGAGGUAAUUUUACAAUAUGUUUGUCACAAUUUUAAAUUCUUAUGGUAUUAUAUGCCUCAAAGAGCAAAUCUAUAACCUAAAGUAAAAAAAAAGACUAAAAUUUUAAAAUUGCAGGAACGUGCCACUUUGAACCAACGUCAAUCCCAGACCAGCCAGACUCAUCAAUAA
This is a messenger RNA of Bursaphelenchus okinawaensis, 3591 nucleotides long. Lineage: Eukaryota; Metazoa; Nematoda; Chromadorea; Rhabditida; Aphelenchoididae. The record is from the annotation of a GenBank genome assembly.